This is a messenger RNA of Canis lupus familiaris (dog), 2261 nucleotides long. RefSeq names its product RNA-binding protein Musashi homolog 2-like. Gene Ontology annotation, molecular function: RNA binding. The record is from RefSeq and is a predicted model, not a curated record. Lineage: Eukaryota; Metazoa; Chordata; Mammalia; Carnivora; Canidae. Gene Ontology annotation, cellular component: cytoplasm. The transcript has a single exon. Bases 27 to 782 code for a protein of 251 amino acids.
UUAGCUUUUGUAAGUUACACGUCAAAAUGGCCGAUCUGACAUCGGUGCUCACUUCUGUUAUGUUUUCUCCCUCUAGUAAAAUGUUUAUCGGCGGACUAAGCUGGCAGACCUCACCAGAUAGCCUUAGAGACUAUUUUAGCAAAUUUGGAGAAAUUAGAGAAUGUAUGGUCAUGAGAGAUCCCACUACGAAACGCUCCAGAGGCUUCGGUUUCGUCACGUUCGCAGAUCCAGCAAGUGUAGAUAAAGUAUUAGGUCAGCCCCACCAUGAGUUAGAUUCCAAGACGAUUGAUCCUAAAGUUGCAUUUCCUCGUCGGGCACAACCCAAGAUGGUCACAAGAACAAAGAAAAUAUUUGUAGGCGGAUUAUCUGCGAACACAGUGGUGGAAGAUGUAAAGCAAUACUUUGAGCAGUUUGGCAAGGUGGAGGACGCAAUGCUGAUGUUUGAUAAGACAACCAACAGGCACAGAGGGUUUGGCUUUGUCACGUUUGAGAAUGAAGAUGUUGUGGAGAAAGUCUGUGAGAUUCAUUUCCAUGAAAUCAAUAAUAAAAUGGUAGAAUGUAAGAAAGCUCAGCCUAAGGAAGUCAUGUUCCCACCGGGGACAAGAGGCCGGGCCCGGGGACUGCCUUAUACCAUGGACGCGUUCAUGCUUGGCAUGGGAAUGCUAGGCUACCCCAACUUUGUGGCAACCUAUGGCCGCGGCUACCCUGGAUUUGCUCCUAGCUAUGGUUAUCAGUUCCCAGACUACUUGCCGAUUUCACAAGACAUAAUUUUUAUCAACUAGCUCUUAAGAGAGGCAUAGCAAAUUGGGGUUUGCUACCAUAACUAGAGAGAGGACACAGUCCCGGCCGGGGCCACCCCAGCUGCUGUCAGUGCCCACUGAGACUGUUCUAGCUGCCUGUUUGAACGAAUGUUCUUUUUCUCAUUUUUAAUUCUUGGAAAAGACUCGUCCUCAUUGCUUCAUUCAGUUUAAAAAAAAAUUUUUUUUUCCUUCUGCCAUCCCCUCCCAUUUUGCUUCUUGGACACACUGUGAAUACCCCCUCCCCACUCCGCUGCACCCCAAUCCCCACCUGGAAUGUAACGGGGCCAGAGGGAAACUUCUCACAAACUUCAGAGAGCCUCCUCAGGGGAUCCAGGAAACGGGCAUCAAAUUAUUUUAAAUAUUAACCAAAUAGGCUUCUUGGGGCAUUUUAUGAGGUGAGCUUUUUGUGCUGGUGGCCCACAGGAAUUGGGGAUGUGCGACUUAGAGCACCUGUGUCCUGUGGUGGAUGGUACCAACAAUGAACACACACACACACAUACACGCACACUCUGUUCUGUAAAUAGUAAUAUGAAAAGCUUCAUCUGGGAGCAAAACUGUAUCUGGAAAACCAUCAUUAUCUGGCUGUCUGUUUUGGGGGCCAGCCCCUCAGUGGCUGUUAACCAUAAUGAUCAGUGCACCUGUCUUUGAGAAGAGGCAGCAAACGCACUGGGGCAUUGCCACAUUUCAGGCAUUGUGGGCACUGACCCACAGCAGGCCCCUCCUCCCCCAGCACCCCCACCCGCACCUCCCUGUCCUCGCUGGCCUUGGAUUUGCUACUGGCGUCAGGGCCUCUUGGCCCCCAGGGCAGGAGGGACAGAACCCAGAGGCCUGUCCUGAUCAGAUUGGCACUCCUGAUGACCACUCCGAGUAGGGCUUGCCUUCCCCACGAUCCCGACCCCCUCCACGUCCCUGUUUGAAAUAUCCCCACUCUCUUGGAUUAAUGAAGUAUAGCUCAGCAGGACCCUAAAGGGCCACCCCUUUGUUUACGCUCAUAGUUUGUGAGAAGUGACCCGCAUGCUUCCACUGGACGCAUUUGAUGUGAGCAGAUCCAUCUGUUGGAACAUCACUGUCCUUGAGACCCAACCUGUAUGGUUUUGCUCAUCUCAUUAAAGAUGCUUUAUGUAAUAAUUGGUUAGUUUCCUGUUAUUUUCCUGCAGGCUUUUUCAUGAGUGCUGGGUUUUUGUUGUUGUUGUUUUUUUGUUUUUUUGUUUUUUUGUUUUUUUAACAAUUCUGUAUGGCUCCCCCCUCCUCCCCGCUUUAUUUUGUUCUGCUAUGAAUUGCUUUGCUUUGGUGAACGUGUCCUAGUAUGCUUGCCUCACCAAUGUUUUAGCGAUUGUGAAUUUUCUUCAUCUCUGUAAAGAGUUCAUCUGUGCUUCUCCCUAAUGACGUUUUAUUUUUUCCCCCUGUAAGCAACUGAGGUAGAAAAAUAAAUUGUUUACCACGGAAAAAAAAAAAAAAAAA